CAAAUCAGACAGCUUCAAGACCCAAGUAUUAGCACAUAGCCCCCCACACUAUGCACUAUUUCCCACCAAACUCUCUUCCCCACAAAAAAAAAAAAAAAAACAAAGAAUGUUAAAGUUCAUUAAAAUAAGCGCACAAGCUGUUAACUUUACCAGCUUUAAUUUCAUUGGUAUUUUAUAGCAGCAGCAACCACUCUGCUGCAUACCAGCAAAGUGGCAAUCCCAGAGGCUUUUGAGCCGAUUCUUGCUCCAAUUUGGCUGAAUUUCUACUUGGGUUGGUUUGUUUGAAGGUGCUCUGUGACUGUGAGGUUCUGUUACAAGAACCCAUUCCAGCUCUGCCAUUACUGAUCAGCUAACUGGAAAGAUGGAGCGGACCAGAUUUAAUAUGAGGAUGCGUUGUUCCGGUUCAACACCAUCAGAGGAGUCAGUUUUAGAUCUUGAAAGAAACUGUUACAGUCAUUCUAAUUUGCCUUCCUUAAGUCCACCAACACUUCAACCUUAUGCAUCAGCUGGACAGCAUUGUGAGACCAGUGCUGCUUACUUUUCAUGGCCUACCUCAAGCCGAUUGAAUGAUGCUGCUGAAGAGAGGGCAAACUAUUUCACUAAUCUACAGAAAGGGGUCCUGCCUGAAACUCUUGGUCAAUUGCCAAAAGGGCAGCAAGCGACUACAUUGCUUGAACUGAUGACUAUAAGGGCAUUUCAUAGCAAGAUUUUGCGGUGUUACAGUCUUGGAACAGCAAUUGGGUUUCGUAUUCGACGGGGUGUGUUAACUGACAUACCAGCUAUUCUUGUCUUUGUUGCCAGAAAGGUUCACAAGCAAUGGCUCAGCCCGAUACAGUGUUUACCCACUGCCUUAGAGGGUCCUGGAGGUGUAUGGUGUGAUGUGGAUGUUGUAGAAUUCUCAUAUUUUGGUGCACCUGAGCCAGCUCCCAAAGAACAAUUGUACACAGAAAUUGUAGAUGAUUUGCGUGGAGGUGAUCCAUGCAUUGGCUCAGGUUCUCAGGUGGCAAGCCAGGAGACAUAUGGAACAUUGGGUGCUAUAGUAAGGAGCCAAACUGGCAAUCGGCAAGUUGGUUUUCUCACAAAUCGGCAUGUUGCAGUUGACUUAGAUUACCCAAAUCAGAAGAUGUUUCAUCCCCUACCUCCUUCACUUGGACCUGGGGUAUAUCUUGGGGCAGUGGAGAGAGCUACCUCAUUUAUCACAGAUGAGCUUUGGUAUGGCAUCUUUGCUGGAAUUAACCCAGAGACAUUUGUGAGAGCAGAUGGGGCAUUCAUUCCUUUUGCUGAUGAUUUUGACAUGUGUACUGUUAUUACAUCCGUGAAAGGAGUAGGAGAGAUUGGUAAUGUUAAGAUAAUUGACUUGCAGUCCCCAAUCAGUACGCUUAUUGGAAAGCAGGUGAUGAAGGUUGGAAGAAGUUCUGGCUUGACUACUGGAACUGUAUUGGCCUAUGCCCUCGAGUACAAUGAUGAGAAAGGCAUAUGCUUCUUAACUGAUUUUCUUGUUGUUGGUGAGAACCAACAAACAUUUGACCUUGAAGGAGACAGUGGGAGCCUCAUAAUAUUAAAAGGCGAGAAUGGGGAGAAGCCACAGCCAAUUGGGAUCAUAUGGGGUGGUACUGCUAACCGAGGCCGACUUAAAUUGAAAAUUGGUCAACCUCCUGAGAAUUGGACAAGUGGAGUUGAUCUCGGACGUCUUCUCAAACUCCUUGAACUCGACCUCAUUACAACUGAUGAAGGUGUUAAAGUGGCAGUACAAGAACAAAGGACUGCUUCGGCAACAGCAAUUGGGUCGACUGUCGGUGACUCUUCCCCUCCUGAUGGGAUGCUUCCAAAGGAAAGACCUGAGGAGAAGUUUGAGUCACUGGGUCUCCAAAUUCAGCAUAUCCCUUUAGAAGCUGAACCCAGCAGCUCACUGUCCUUGGUGGAGACAGAGUUUCAUCUGGAAGAUGGUAUCAAGGCGGUUCCUAGUGUUGAACAUCAAUUUAUACCAAGCUUCCUCGGAGGAUCCCCACUACAUAAAAAAAAUCAGAUGGGUAGAACAGUUUCUGAGAAUCUCUCGUCACUGAGGAAUGGUUGCGACGAAGAUAUUUGCUUUUCACUGCAGUUGGGUGACAACGAAGCCAAGAGAAGACGUUCAGGUGCUUCGACCAGUGCUGAAGAACCAAAAUGAACUUGAUUACUACUGGCUUAAGCUUGGCGAACCAACCCAUUUUGCAUGCCAGGAACCCUAUGUUAAGAUUUGCUAACCCUCAGUGAGGUAUUAUGUUGCAAGUAUAAAUUUCAAGCUCAAACAACGUGCAUGUCUGGUUGACUUGGGUACAAGUAAACAUUUGUAAUUUUGUUAUAGAGCAAUUGUGAUCCAGCUCUCAUGUUGAGCUUUUGAAUAUGAAGCUUUGGAGUAUGGACAUGCCAUCAUAAUUUUGGAUCCAAUACUCCUUGUCACCUUAAA
This is a messenger RNA of Prunus dulcis (almond), 2446 nucleotides long. Its product is annotated as protein NARROW LEAF 1. The transcript is spliced from 6 exons. The record is from RefSeq and is a predicted model, not a curated record. Lineage: Eukaryota; Viridiplantae; Streptophyta; Magnoliopsida; Rosales; Rosaceae. Bases 362 to 2167 code for a protein of 601 amino acids.